Pestalotiopsis fici W106-1 is the source of this 936-nucleotide messenger RNA. RefSeq lists its product as uncharacterized. NCBI's taxonomy places the organism in Eukaryota, Fungi, Ascomycota, Sordariomycetes, Amphisphaeriales, Sporocadaceae. Bases 1 to 936 code for a protein of 311 amino acids. The record is from RefSeq and is a predicted model, not a curated record. The transcript has a single exon.
AUGUCUUCUUUGAACAUUCCCCGGCGGCAGUCGGAAGGACCCUCAGACGCCGAUGACCCAAGGCCAGCCGACAGUAGCCCUUGGCUCUACGACAAUAAUUUUGAACCAGAAGACGACCGCUCCCAGUCAGAUAGCUACCUCCACAUGCCAAUCACUCUCGAUGCGUCCACUUAUCAGAGCCUUCCUGCCGUUGACAAUAACUGCAAUGAAUUCCUGGCAAGUCAGAAUGAGUCGGUUUGUGAUAGCACCGGGCCUUUUGCCAUGAACAGUACAUCUUUGUCUCCAAUUUUCUAUGACCAUGGCAGUACCGUGGAUUACUCACUGUCAGGAGUGGACGCCGCCGAACCCACAUUUGGCGGCAGCGACAUCACGCUGGGCGACUGGAGUUCAAUUGCAUUGCAAAACACUGCUGCCCCAGAUCUUGACUUGUCAAUGAGCGCUUAUGAAAAUCGGCACCUGGAAUCACUUGCAAUCUUUGCUUUCGAUAACAACCCGUUCCCUGGGAUUGAGACGGACCACGAAUCGGCGGCAGCUCCCGAGGCAGCGUUGUUGGCUAAUGAGGCACUGCACCCAACAACUCCGACCACUCUUCCACGCCAGUUUCAGUGCACCCGUUCCAACACUAAGAACCAAUCAGCAGGGGAGACCUGUCGCUCAUCCUUCCAUCAGCAAAGGGAUUACGACCGUCACUUGAGGACAGUCCAUGCUGAAAAAGACGACCCGAAGUACCGGUGCAGAUGUACUGCAAGCACUGCCCGCAAGGACAACUAUAUGCGACACAUUCAAAAGUGCGCCAAAGAACUUCGGGAGCCGUUUUAUCAUUGCAAAUGUGGAGACGAAUGCCGCGACAAGUCGGCUCAUUUGCGUCAUGUCAAGGCCUGUGCCAAGUGCAAUGGUAAACGCGGGCGGCCCUCUGGGACAAGAGGUACUGCUUAG